Molecule: messenger RNA, 2037 nt
Organism: Megalops cyprinoides (Indo-Pacific tarpon)
Lineage: Eukaryota; Metazoa; Chordata; Actinopteri; Elopiformes; Megalopidae
Gene: rexo4
Product: REX4 homolog, 3'-5' exonuclease
Exons: 8
Coding region: 474-1766 (430 amino acids)
Biological process (GO): rRNA processing; DNA catabolic process
Cellular component (GO): nucleus
Molecular function (GO): nucleic acid binding; 3'-5' exonuclease activity
Source: RefSeq, a predicted model, not a curated record
CACAACUCCGGACGUAAGGUUCAGCGUGGUAGUAUGGCAGCAUGGAGUAUACAGUAAAGUAGGGCUGGUAAGGUGUUUGCAUGUGUCAUUGUGCAAAUUUAAUGUUGAGAAUAGUAAUAAAUAGACAUAAACUUAAAUAAUGCUGAGCGCAACGUAUUGUGUCAGUUAACCAGUUAGCUGUCGUGUUAGGCAUUAGUUAACUGGCCUGCUAACCAAAUAGCCAAUAAACAAGUGGACUUGAGUGUAGCUACGGGACAUAGCUAGACUAACUAACUGGAUAGAUAUUUUUAAAUGUGUCAGACAGCCUACAACCAGAAACAAAGCCACAUUCACGUCUUGGAUUUGUGUUAUGCGAAUACUGAAUAGUAUCAAGAGGGAUCGAUUGUAGCGGGGGAGAAAAGUUAAAACUUCAGCCUGGCGUUGGAGAUCACAUUGUCGUUGAGUAACAGAUCUUAGGACUGGUAAUCAGAGGAAUGAUGUCUAAAGUAAAGCCGAGCAAGUCUAAUUCGACUGUCAUUACGAGUGAGCUGCAGUCGAAAUCUCAACAGACGGCCACAAAACCUGGAAAGAAAAAAAAGUUUUGGAAACAUGCUAAAAAGGGGCCGUCGGCAAAAGGACACGAUAAAAACACCUUUGCACUUCCACCCAAGGAUUCGCAACAGUUCUCAGCCAACUGGAAAGCACUGCAAGAGGUGUUUAAAAUGACUACCAAGGCGAAAAACACCGAAACUAACAAGCCCGAGGAGGAGCAGAGAUCAACCCAAGAGAAUGCUCAGAAGAAACCUCCCAACCACAUUCCUAGCAAGACUCAGAAUGUCAAACCUGCACAGGUGUACACGGAGAAAAUGGCCAAACAUGGUACCGUGUCCUUGAAACCCCAAGAGAAUGGCAAGGGACACAGUGGGUUAAAACAGUCCAAGACACACAAAAGGAAAAAUAAAGAUGAUAGUAUGUCUGCAGAAACCAGUGAACAGCAGAACAAAAAGAAGAAAGUUGCGGAAGAGGCUGUGAAGAAACCAACUGAAGAAGAUCUCUGGUUUGAUGACGUGGACCCAGAUGAUAUCGAGGCCACCGUGGGGACAGAAGCAGCAGACAUAAUACGCAAGAGGCAGGGCACCAAGACAUCAGACCAACAGAGGACACAAGGCGCUCUUGUGAAGGAAAAUGCAUUUGAGGGUCUAACCAAAGCAGUGGCCAUGGACUGUGAAAUGGUUGGAGUUGGACCUGAGGGAGAGGACAGCAUUGUAGCUCGAGUGUCACUCGUAAACCAAUUUGGAAAGUGCAUCUAUGACAAAUAUGUAAAACCCACAGAGAGAGUGACUGACUACAGGACAGCGGUCAGUGGCAUUCGGCCACAGGACAUCAAGAAUGGAGUAAAUGUGAAGACUGUUCAGAAAGAAGUGGCUGAUAUUUUACAGGGGAGAAUACUAGUUGGUCAUGCUAUACACAACGACCUCAAGAUUUUAUUACUGGAUCACCCGAAAAAGAAAAUCAGAGACACCCAGAAGUAUAAACCAUUUAAGAAAAUUGUAAAGAGUGGUCGCCCCUCACUUAAACUUCUCUGUGAGAAGAUACUCCAUGUCAAAGUUCAGCAGGGUGAACAUUCAUCCGUGCAGGAUGCCCAGGCAACCAUGCGGCUCUACACUUUAGUGAAAAAGGAGUGGGAGAUGGCAAUCAAAGUCAGUCGCAAAAACAAGGAAUCGACAGAGGAAAAGACCCAGAGGAAACCCCGAGCUCCCGGGGGCAAAUCUGAGAGCAAGAGCUGAUCUGAUAUCAAAUUGAACCUUCUCCGGACUAUGCUCACUCUCUGUGUAGAGUGUGUUUUCACAGUCACCUCAAGAUUCACAUGGAUUAUAGGGAGGAAUGCUGCCACACAGAAGCAGUGCUUGCACGAACACUACCAAUCCAGAGCCCUCACACCUACUCUACACUUCAGGAUAUGGUAGAGCCAGAAAGGAGUAUCAGUCUGUCCAUAAAUGUGGUUGUUCUUCCUGAGUGCAAAUAAAAUAAUGUCCAUUUCAUGUGCUGUUCAAACAA